Messenger RNA from Sander lucioperca (pikeperch), 2335 nucleotides. RefSeq names its product polymeric immunoglobulin receptor (gene pigr). Bases 103 to 1122 code for a protein of 339 amino acids. NCBI's taxonomy places the organism in Eukaryota, Metazoa, Chordata, Actinopteri, Perciformes, Percidae. The record is from RefSeq and is a predicted model, not a curated record. The transcript has 8 exons. Gene Ontology annotation, molecular function: transmembrane signaling receptor activity. Gene Ontology annotation, cellular component: plasma membrane.
UAUGGUCACAUGACCAAGGGGAAAUUGGCAUUGCGGAACCUGGAGUCCAUGUUUACACAAGGGAGAAAGUUCACUUGGUAAACCUCAAACUGACGGCGAAACAUGCUGCAACCCUUUAUAAUCACCCUCAGCCUGUUACCAUGGUUCCCAGCCUUCCUCUGCAGGGUAACCACCGAGGGGGAGCAUGCAGUCAUGGAGGGUCAACCUCUCACAGUCCCGUGUCAUUAUGGGCCUCAGUAUGCCGGCUAUGUAAAAUACUGGUGUCGGGGGAAGAUGAGGGAGUUCUGCACCAGUUUAGCACGAACAGAUGAGCCCCGUUCGGCCAAUCAAGCUGAGGAGAAAGUGAGCAUCUUUGACGACCCGGUCCAGCUGGUGUUUGCUGUGACCAUGAGCAACCUGAAGGAGGGGGACUCUGGGUGGUACAUGUGUGGCGUGGAGAUAGGCGGUGCGUGGAGUGCUGAUGAUGUUGCUUACACUAACAUUAAGGUCAUUCAUGGCAUGUCAGUGGUGAACAGCCGCCUGAUUGGGGAAGAAGGGAGUAGUAUCACAGUUGAAUGCCACUACAGUGAGAGAUACAGAGAAAGCGAGAAGAAGUGGUGUCGGAGCGGAGACUGGAGCUCCUGUCUGCUGACAGGUUCUGACGGGAGCUACGAAGACACUUCUGUGGCCAUCAGCGAUGACAGAACUAGGACUCUCACUAUAACCUUAAAGAAGCUGCAGAUGAGAGAUACCGGCUGGUACUGGUGUUCUGCAGGACAGCAGCAGAUAGCUGUGCAUGUGCUGGUCACACCCCGACCCACGACCGCAGCAGUAUCUGUGACAUCCACACCUACUACAAGUCAGUCUGUUGCAUACCUGCCUCCACCCAAACCCAUCACUAAGGAGUCCUGGAACAGUCACAGCCACAUCUUGGAGUCGUUGCUGGUGUGUGCUUCUAUAAUGCUCCUUGUGGGCAUGGCCAUAUUGGCAAGAAAAUUGUGGAAACAGCACAUUCUAGAGCAGGAUCCUGUGCUGAGACAAGUUAAGGAGAUACAAGCAAGGCACAAUGAGUACUCGGGUGACCUGCAAAACUCUGCUGUCGUUUUCCUUAACAGGGACUCCCAGGAUGUACAAAUGUACUGAGCUUUAUCAGUGCAGGGUUUAUUUUUACUCUUUGUAACUGAAUUUCAUUUUGUGUCUGUUCACUGCACACAGCACAUACUUUAUUUCCAGUGUCUUUUGUAUAUAACAUACCAGCACAACACAUGUUUUCUGCUUGCUGCUUUACAUAAUGCAACUGCUAUAGGCUGGAGAUCCUAUGUUAGCCUAUGUAGUGUAUUGUAAUUUUGUUGAAAUUUGGGGAUUUUAGCAAAUUGGUGGAGUUUACAUUCUGCAGUUAAACAUGCACUUUUUGCUGAAUCCAGUAUGCUUGAAUUAGAUUUUUAUUUUCAUAAAUACAAAAAAUCAAUAACUACAUAUUUGAUUUAUUAUUUCUCCACUACCUCCUAGUUGGCUCAGUAGGGCGCCAUCAUCUAUUAGUAAGCUGGAUCACCCAUCCGCAUCAAUAUUAGAUGCUCAGAGCAACUGCUCGACCGCAGCGCUGUACGAUGACGUAGUAUGAUGAGCGACAAUGGUAGGGAGUAGUAUAAAUAGCGAAUAGGAGGACGUUUUUGGGGGGUUUAUGGAUCACACAAACACAGCAUUUUUACCCGGGAGAUUAGUGUUCAUGUCCUGUUUUAAACCAAAGGUCAACUUUGACUUUUUUUAAAUAAGCCUAUAACUUACAAUAAGCAUAAUGUAAGUUAACUUUUUUAUAUAAUGUAGUUUUGUUGCCUAAACCUAACCAAGUAACGUUAGUGUUGUUUGAAUUCACAGAGCAUUAAAAAGUGAUGCCAGUAGGGUUCUGACCAAGCCAGCGGCAACUGUUGCUAUGUGAAUGGAUAAUAACGAUAAUGAUUCCUUCCUUAUACUUAAGCGUAACGUGGUUUUAAACAGGUCAUUAACGUAGUGAAACGGUCACAGUUUGGUUAGGUUUAGACAGCUAAACUACUUAGUUAAGUUUAGAAAAAGAUUGUGGUUUGUGUUAAAAUCACUACAUUUGUUAAGUUACUUGACUUCUGGUUACGUAAAACGUGACAUAGUUCAGUUUGUUAAGUACAUUUAAAAUGACUCGCCAUUUACGUUUCUUUUCAAACAGGACACGAACACACGUUUUUUCUAGGUCUUAAUCACGUUACAUGACAAGGAAUUUCCUUGAAACAACUGCUCCAUUUUAUAAAACUUGCAGAAUAUAUGAAUUAACAGCUAAUUCAAUAAAAAAACUUAAGAUGUACAACAUUUUAAGACUUUUUAGAGA